Pocillopora meandrina is the source of this 1709-nucleotide messenger RNA. Lineage: Eukaryota; Metazoa; Cnidaria; Anthozoa; Scleractinia; Pocilloporidae. The record is from the annotation of a GenBank genome assembly.
AUGUGGUGGCUGUUCUGCCAUUUAAGAUUCGUCCUUUUCGCUUCUAACAUGGAGUUUGUCGCAGCUAACGAUCAAUGUAGGACAGAAAUAAACAUACAAGGAAUGGCUCUCGAGGGUCAUGUCUUCAAAAGGUGUUCACUGGCGGCUCCUCACCUUUGCGAUGUCAAAUGUGGACAAGAGAUCACGUGCCAAAGCUAUAACUACAAUCGAAAAUACCAAAUAUGUGAACUAAAUAACCGCACCAAGGAGGCGAGACCAGACAAUUUCCUUUCAGCACCCGCGUGUUUUUACAUCCGGCGAUUGAACGGCAGAGGUAAGAAAUCAAAUGUCUUUCUAUCUGUGUGACUUCUAUUUCUCUUAAAUCUUCUCCAUCCUCAGCCUGGUUCCUUCUCACCAGGAAGAGCUAAGAAUAGGAAGUAAAUGUAAAACAUAUCUUUACUACAGCUCCCUUAGGUUCUAUCCCUGAAUUACCGGCGCUGUCUUGUCACGAAAUAAAGGCGAGUGAAGGUAAACACACCAUAAGCGGCAAGUACUGGUUAGAUCCAACUAGGAAAGGAAAGGCGAAACUGAUUUACUGUGAUAUGGUUAACGAAGGUAGGUCCUAUAACUUUCCUUGAGUUAUUUUAUUUUGUGGCGAGUUAUCAGUAUCAUGAAAUUAUUAUAAAUUUUACCAUUAUUGAUAUCAUUAUCGUAAUAUUUGGUUUGGAUCAGUUCUAGCGUGGAUGCCUCUCAAGUUGCUCUAACUUAGUCACUGCCUCUCUUUCAACAUUUUAGAUAUGGAUGAAUGUAAAUUUAACAUCAGUGACUGCGACGUGAAUGCAAACUGUACUAACACAUAUGGUUCUUACAAAUGCACAUGUAAAGUGGGAUACACCGGCGAUGGACGCUCGUGUUCAGGUAGUUUUAAUAUUUCCAUAUAUAACUAAUUUUUGUUAAUCGUCUCAUAAUUUUAUGCAGCGUUAUCCAUGCAUGUUUAUGCACAGAGUUAUCAUGAUCUACAUAUUUUGUUAAACAUUUUGUAAUGAUAAGAGGAAUUACAUGACUAUGGGUCAUAAAAAUGAUAAAGUGAAAAAUUUAUGAAUAGUUUCUCAGAUAUUUACGAGUGUAAAGGAAAUUCUACAUGCACGAACACCAAAGGAUCGCACGUUUGUACUUGUCACCCCGGAUAUAAUGAAAAUGGAAGCGACUGCACAGGUACUUAAUGCGUUUCCUUUGUAACCAUUCCCAUAAGAAAGAAAAGCACUAUCAUCUUUGUAAGAGUUGUUUUACCAGCAUACCUUGUAUAAAAAGAGAUGAGUGUAGGCCUGAAGACAAUGGGGAUAAUGACACCAUUGUAUUCAAUAAACAUUCAGUGGUAAAAAAAUCUCAACUGGCAAAGGAGACUUGAUGGAUAGGCUUACAGGACAGAACAACGGAUUUGAACUUGGGGAAACCGAGAAAAAAUCUGGUAAGUGGUAACAGGAAGUGCUCACGUCUAGAACCACAAGACAAAGACUUCUCAGCUUAUGCCCGGCAACUUUUCUCCAAUUGCAUUUUUUUUUUAUGUUUAUGAUUUUUCAGAUAUUGACGAGUGUAAAGGAAAUCACUCUUGUCACGUGAAUGCUGCAUGCAUGAACACCCUUGGAUCACAUGUAUGUCAAUGUCAUGCUGGGUAUACUGGAAACGGAGAAAACUGCACAGGUAAAUUUAAUCUCUUCUCUAAAAUAUAG